Molecule: messenger RNA, 986 nt
Organism: Salmo salar (Atlantic salmon)
Lineage: Eukaryota; Metazoa; Chordata; Actinopteri; Salmoniformes; Salmonidae
Source: RefSeq, a predicted model, not a curated record
UCGGUGUGUUAGGAGUGGUGGCUACAGUACAUGACUCACUUGUAAAACUUCACUCGCAUCGCAUUUUUGGAAAGCUCUGUUUCCUGUGUGCACAUGAACGAUAGAAACAUUUCUGGUUGGGUCAAUCAGAGGUCAUGAUAAGUAGUGCAGUGGAUUGAUGAAUCGUCUGGGAAGUGGAGUUGUAGUCCAUCAGAGGGCAGCAGAGACACAACUCCUGCAUGAGUUCACCUUCACAUUCAUAACUACCCCCCUAAAACAGCUAUUUAGCUUGUCCUUCGGAUUUCCUUACAUCAUGAACGGGUCAGCAAAAUAUACAGCGCCUACCGUGCUGGGUAUACAGUUGAAAAGAGGACCACAAGGUCUAGGGUUUAACAUAGUGGGAGGUCUGGAUCAGCAGUAUGUUCUGAAUGACAGUGGGAUCUAUGUGGCAAAAAUCAAAGAGAACGGCGCAGCAGCGCUGGAUGGAAGAUUACAAGAGGGAGACAAGAUAUUGGCGGUAAAGAAAAAAGAUAUAAAUGGGCAAAAGCUGGAGAACCUGUCACACAGUGCUGCAGUGGAGCUGUUCAGGUCAGCAGGAGAGGACGUGCAGCUACGCGUGCAGCAGAGGCCCACCAUGGCCAUGAAUGGUCCCACCAGUUCCAGGCUUGACGGUGAAUCUUCUGUCUCCUCCUUGGGAAUACUGGUGGCUGUCCUGGGAGCUGCUGCAGCCAUUACGUUCCUAUACAUGCGCUUCCAGCCACAACUGAGGAGGCACUUUUAAACCUAUGUAACUUUCUCCUCAAAGUAUUUUUAAAAGCAAAACCUGGGACUGAAAACUUUGCUGAAGGCCCCCCCCCCCUCAAAAAAGAAAAUAUACAGUACCAGUCAAAAGUCUGAACUCAUUCAAUUUUUUUUUUCUUUAUUUUACUAUUUUCUACAUUGUAGAAUAAUAGUGAAGACAUCAAAACGAUGAAAUAACACAUAUGGAAUCAUGUAGUAAGCAAAAA